Messenger RNA from Staurois parvus, 399 nucleotides. NCBI's taxonomy places the organism in Eukaryota, Metazoa, Chordata, Amphibia, Anura, Ranidae. The record is from the annotation of a GenBank genome assembly.
GACCUUGGGGACUUCGUAAAGCUCUACAUAAAUCACAGACCUGCAUUUGGAUUAUGCUUAAAUGAGCUACAACAGGCAUUUCAAGUUCUUGGUUUCACUAACGAGAAAGGGGAACUGGCUGUAAACAGAGGAGAUUUACUGCAACUUCUGCAGACAAGAGGUGAGCAUAUGACAGAAGAAGAGCUUGCAGAAUAUCUUACAACCUUGUUGGGAUUAAAUCCUGAAGGUGGAAGUUCAGAGUUGGGCAUCUAUAAUUCUACAGGUGCAGCGGAAUUGCUUGAACAUGAAAUCCCAGAGGAAAUUACAGCAGAUCAAUUCACUGUGGAGAUUCUUGGUUUACCGAUCCAGACAGCUGACAAGAAUGAAGAGCACUCUCAAAUUCCAGAGGGUGCCUCAUGA